Messenger RNA from Drosophila mojavensis, 830 nucleotides. RefSeq lists its product as uncharacterized. NCBI's taxonomy places the organism in Eukaryota, Metazoa, Arthropoda, Insecta, Diptera, Drosophilidae. The transcript has 3 exons. Bases 92 to 517 code for a protein of 141 amino acids. The record is from RefSeq and is a predicted model, not a curated record.
UUUUUCACGUGUUAAAAUCAAUUGACAAGCAUCCGGAAAAAUUUCAACGUCGAGUUUGUAAUUUAUUUAUUUUUUUUUUUUAAUUCUCAAUAUGCCACCGAAGAAGCAUAAGGAGAAUUGCAAAAAAAAGCUCAAUGUCCGCAGUGCUGCAGUUAUUAAAAUGGGGAGGAAAUGUAAGCAUAGAUGCAAGCAAUGUCAAGCAAGGAUCAGGCGGAGGAUGUUGAGGGCCCAGCGGAAAAAUGCUACCAAUUCAGAGGUUAAUCUAGUGCCGGCUAACGGGUCUAACGAACAACAAGCCACUCAGUUGGCAAGCUCCGAACAAGGCCAUACCGAGCCGAAUGCCGAACAGCAAUACUCUAUUUUUGACGUCAAUGACGAAAGCACGCUCCCGGAUUAUGUGGAAUGGCUAACCGAUCCGAACUAUAGAUCGAUCACGCCCAUACCGAAUGAUAUAGUAGAAUUUAUGUCCUCAGAAGACAGUGACUCCAAUGAUUCGGAGAGCACUCUGCAGACAUAAGCGCAGCUUGUAAUCUCAUAAAACGAGUUUGCGCUUUCUAUAAACAAAAACGAAAAAAAAAAAAAAAAAAAAAAAAAAAAAAAUACAGUCUGGCAAUUGGAGCAUAACCUAUUAAUUAUAUCUGAGCAUCUCAUAGACUUCAGUGGCGUGUCAGGACUGAUAACUGGAUUAUAACAACAUGAGCUACGAACUAGUCCACAUUCCUUAAGCUACUCCGAGUUCAAGAGGUGCUUUAACAUCAAACUGUAUAUUUAUCCAGCCAGACUAUUUCUAAAUAAAAGACUCAGCGAAUCCAAAUGUUGGAGCAUACAUA